Molecule: messenger RNA, 1624 nt
Organism: Vitis riparia (riverbank grape)
Lineage: Eukaryota; Viridiplantae; Streptophyta; Magnoliopsida; Vitales; Vitaceae
Product: GDSL esterase/lipase At2g23540-like
Exons: 5
Coding region: 125-1231 (368 amino acids)
Molecular function (GO): hydrolase activity, acting on ester bonds
Source: RefSeq, a predicted model, not a curated record
GCUUACAAGUUUCACCAAUGGCUUUUAUUUUCCCCUCUGGCCGAUAAGAGGUGACCUAUAAACCUACCGGUGUUAGACAUGGUGCUAUAGUUCUUUCUCUUCAACUCUGUGAAGUUCAGAAGCCAUGGCCAUGAACUCUUACACUGUGGCUUUGCUUGUUUUCUUCAUCAAUUUGAGCCUUUCUUGGGGAGCUGAUGAAGGUUUAGGAGCCUCUUUUAUCUUUGGUGAUUCUCUAGUGGAUGCUGGAAAUAAUAACUAUCUUUCCACUUUGUCUAAAGCAAAUAUCCCACCCAAUGGAAUUGAUUUUUCUGCUACUAGUGGAAAUCCCACCGGCCGGUAUACCAAUGGGAGGACCAUUGGUGACAUUGUAGGAGAAGAGCUGGGAAUACCAAACUAUGCUGUCCCGUUUUUGGCCCCGAACGCCACAGGAAAAGCUAUACUGUAUGGAGUGAACUAUGCGUCAGGAGGAGGGGGAAUUUUGAACCAAACUGGAAGAAUAUUUGUGAACAGGCUUUCCAUGGACAUACAGAUUGACUACUACAACAUUACAAGAAAGCAGUUUGAUAAAUUGUUGGGGCCAUCCAAGGCCAGAGACUACAUAACGAAGAAGUCCAUCUUCUCCAUCACGGUUGGAGCAAAUGAUUUUCUCAAUAACUAUCUGCUUCCAGUGCUCUCCAUUGGAACAAGGAUUUCACAAAGCCCAGAUUCAUUCGUUGACCUUCUCAUCAGCACUUUGAGGAGCCAACUCACGAGACUUUAUAAACUGGAUGCUCGGAAGUUUGUGAUCGGCAAUGUAGGGCCAAUAGGGUGCAUUCCUUAUCAGAAGACCAUAAACCAGCUGACCCAAAAUCAGUGUGUGGAGUUGGCUAAUAAGCUGGCGCUUCAGUAUAAUGGUCGACUAAAGGAUCUACUCGCAGAACUUAAUGAUAACCUUCCUGAAGCCACGUUCGUCCACGCAAAUGUGUAUGAUCUAGUGAUGGAAGUCAUCACAAACUAUGCCAAAUAUGGAUUUGUGUCGGCAAGUAAAGCUUGUUGUGGAAACGGGGGGCAGUUCCAAGGGAUAAUUCCAUGUGGACCUACAUCGAGCAUGUGUUCGGAUCGGUCCAAGUAUGUGUUCUGGGAUCCUUACCAUCCAAGCGAGGCUGCCAACCUUAUAAUUGCCAAGCGACUGCUGGAUGGAAGCACCAAAUACAUAUCUCCUAUGAAUCUUCGACAGCUUCGAGAUCUUUAGCUUCCCUACUUUGUUUGUAUGUCUGUUUGCCCCCCAACUUUUCUCUCUUGAAGAAUUUUCGUCUCCCCUUUUUUACUUUGUUGCGUGUUUAGUAAUAUUUUUCAGGAAAGCCAUCACAAAACUUUAUUUCGUUAGCUUGGGUACUGUUUCAGAGAAGUAGCUGCUAGUCUCUAAAACAAUCAAUGACCAGUACUAUACUCUCUUCACCAAAGGUUCGGCCUGAUAUGGCCCCUCUAUAUAUAUAUAUAGGGAUUGUUUUCAUCUAUAUGACAAAAAUGAAAAAUCUAUGCGAAACCUAAUUAAGGGAGGGAUCCUGCAAUUUCAUCAUCGACCUGUACUGAUCAGGAACAAUGCUAUUGCUAGCUACAACAAUUUGAUUGCUUACUUUGUGAA